CUUUGAUGUUAUUGUGUUUAAUUUUAAAACAAAACAUUUUGUGUAGAAUUAGAAAUUAAUAAUCUUAGACCAACAGACCCAACAGAGUAUUUAAUGGUUAUUCUAUAGAAAUACUUGACUGAUAUUUUAAGGUUAAAUAUCUGAAAUACAUGCCGGUGAUUUGUUGUGUGAUUUUGUUUAUUAUUAUUUUGAAAAAUGAGUUCUGCUAAUAAAGUUACAUCUUGUCCAAUAUGUAAUAAAGAUUUUCCAACCGAUGAAAUCGAGAAUCAUGUCAAUCGUUGCAUAUUUUUGAACUGUGUUGACGACGAUUUAGCUAAACGUAAAAGAUCCCCUAGUCCAGUGAUGAGCGUUAGUCAACAAAAAGUAUCAUUUACACAAAAAUCCCCAAGAAAUUUAUCACGUCAAUUUGUAGAAAAUCAAGUUAAAUAUACAGAAAACUCGGCGAGUUGUAGUAGUACAUCCAUAAGUUUUAAACCAAAUUUGUCAUUUAUCAUACCUCUUGCAAAACAGAUUCAGCCAAAGACUCUUAAUGAUUUUUAUGGACAAAACCAGGUUUUGGGAAAAGAUACAGUAUUAAGAGAUUUGCUGGAAAAGGGAGAAAUACCAAACAUGAUCCUCUGGGGACCUCCAGGUUGUGGUAAAACUUCAUUAUCUGGUGUAAUAAGUGAAAUUUGCAAAUCAAAUUCUAAAAAACUUAGGUUUAGUUCCCUUUGUGCAGCAAGUACUGGUGUUAAAGAAGUACAAAACAUAAUUACAAUUUCCAAAAAUGAAAUGAAAUUUGGUAAGAAAACAGUCUUAUUUAUGGAUGAAAUUCAUGCAUUUAACAAAAAACAACAGGAUACAAUGUUGCUCAGUGUAGAAAGGGGUGAAAUUACACUAGUGGGAGCUACUACAGAGAAUCCAUCAUUUUCCAUUAACUCAGCUUUGUUAAGUAGAUGUAGAGUUAUAGUUAUGGACAAAUUAGAUUCAGAUACUUUAUAUGAAAUUGUGAAACAAGCUGCAAUAAAGUUUAAUCUUCAUAUAAUAAACCAUUUAACAAACCCACAAACUCUUGAUAAAUCAAGUUUGUCUAUAGAAGAAGAAGCUUUGAAAUGGCUAGCAGAUGUUAGUGAUGGGGAUGCAAGGAUAGCUUUGAAUAACUUACAGUUAGUCAUUCAACAUAACGAAAAUGGAAAAGUAAUCAGUGUUGGAGAUAUAAAAGAGGGCUUAAAGAAAUCUCAUAUGUUAUAUGACAGAAAGGGUGAGGAACACUACAACUUGAUAUCUGCAAUGCAUAAAUCAAUUAGGGGUUCUGAUGAAAAUGCUGCACUUUACUGGACCACAAGGAUGAUAGUAAGUGGAGAAGAUCCUAGGUUCAUAGCUAGAAGACUUGUUAGAGCUGCAAGUGAAGAUAUAGGUAACGCUGAUCCUGCCGCAUUACCGCUAGCUGUAGCUACAAUGCAAGGUUGCCAACUCUUGGGAAUGCCCGAAGCCGAUGUCCUUCUGGCACAGUGUGCAAUUUAUUUGGCUAGAGCUCCAAAGUCUAGAGAGGCCGACACAGCUUUGGCAAAAGCCAAAAGUUCAAUAGUAAAUCACAAAGGUCCUCAACCUGCUGUGCCUAUGCACAUAAGGAAUGCGCCUACCAAGCUCAUGAAAAACUUGGGUUAUGGCAAGCUUCAAGAAGGUGCAAGUUACACUUUUAUGCCUCCAGAAUUAAAAGGUGUAAACUUUUUUCAGAAAUAAGUAGUUAGUAAUAAAUAUUUUGUAUAAUUUU
This is a messenger RNA of Diabrotica balteata, 1753 nucleotides long. NCBI's taxonomy places the organism in Eukaryota, Metazoa, Arthropoda, Insecta, Coleoptera, Chrysomelidae. The record is from the annotation of a GenBank genome assembly.